CCUCAGAGCUCCCCCUCGCUUGUGAUAUGUCGUAACAAGCAUUGGCGCCAUAUCUCGUCGUUCCACGGGCCAUGGCUGCAGCUGGCACCUGAGAUCAUGGAGUUUCUCGCCCACCAAAACUACAACCACCCGCUCCCCCGUCCUAUCGAUGUCGCCGUAUUUUACGAUCUGCUCAAGAUCCGCCGUCUCGUCGAUGAUGCCACAAACCUUGCCGUUCGCGCCGCCAGCGGCCUCGUAUCCCUCAGGAACCUGGACAAUUCUCACCAGGCCGCAGCGCUGGGCUUGGGGUUCGGCGGAAGCAAGCAGCCUAUGCUAAGCGCCGAGCGCAGGCACAAGCUUCGCGAGCAGGCCACCCAGAAACUGGCGCGUGCAUAUCGCCUGGACGAGAUCGCCUGCAGCGUGUCCACCAUGCAGAGCGCAUCCUCACUCGAGGAUGUCGCGAGCCUGGUUCUCAAGCGAGAUCCGCACAGCCUCGAUGCAAAAUAUGUCCAUUUCUUCCACGAGAAAAUCCCUAGCAGGCAGAUGGCCGAGUCCACCAGCCUGGACGCUCUUGAUGAGCUCAUCGCGUCCCGACCAUCCGAGUGCGAGGCCCUGCGUACAAGAGCUUCCAUCAAGGUGUUCAAAGAAGACUACAGAGGUGCCGUGCAAGACCUGACAGAGGCUUUAAAUAUUAUCAAUGUGCUCUACAGGCACAGGUCGGCCGAGAACUGGUCUAUGGAGUUACAACACUACGAGAAGAACGGCCGGCGGGUUGACAUCGUGCCGGAUGAGGAGCAGCAGCCCAGCAGCCUCGAGGCUCAGAUACUGGUCGCCCGCGCCGGCAUCUUGCUUACCCUCGCUUGCAUGAAUGUUGUGAAACCCGGACAGCAGCAGCAGAAGCAGGCCACAGCUGAUGCAACGGGAAACGGAGGGGGGUUAGAUACCUCAAGAUCGGUACCUAGUGCGCAAACACCUCCCGCAGAGCUCACCGCAGAGGAGAAACUCAACGAGACCAAAAUGUUGGAAGCACGAAAGGCCGUCAAGAUGUAUGCAAAGAAAGCAUUGCGGGACUAUAUGUCCUACCUGUCCAACUUUCACUACUCGCCCAAUUUUCCCACUCAUGUUGCCGACGACUUCGCAAAGAAGGUCAUGUACUCCAAGUCCAAGACCAGGUGGCCAGCGUCGACUGGCGAGCCGGUUCAUGCUGAGUCGAAACACACAGUCUAUAAACUCAACGAGCUGUUUGUGGCCACGCCGCCGACGGACCUGCCUGACCUCUCUCCAUCAGAGAUUGCCAUAUUACAAAAGACGUUUGACCAGCCGACGUAUUUGGCCUCCACUAUAGAGAUGGCCACGUACCACCCGUUGCUCUCCGAUGCGCUGCACUCGGUCCUGCUUUGCCACGUUCUUAUGCAGACGUCUCCGAAGGAGCUCCUGCGUCAUGCCCACAUGGUCGCGCGCAUCACUCGCCUGGCAGAAGGGCAUCCCAUGUUUCACACAAGCCGAAGCCCUGCCCGCGCCGACUGGGUCCAGGUCGUGCGGAAGUGUCAGAACUGGGUUGGUCUCGCCGCAACAUGGGAUUAUCUAUGCUCGCCCGGAUGUCUAUUACCACUUAGCACGAGUGAUGAGCCAAGACCCAAGACGCUGCCCCCAUUCGUCUCGCCCGAGGCG
This is a messenger RNA of Cryphonectria parasitica EP155, 1650 nucleotides long. RefSeq lists its product as uncharacterized. The record is from RefSeq and is a predicted model, not a curated record. The annotation marks the transcript as partial. The transcript is spliced from 3 exons. Lineage: Eukaryota; Fungi; Ascomycota; Sordariomycetes; Diaporthales; Cryphonectriaceae.